Capsicum annuum is the source of this 1014-nucleotide messenger RNA. Its product is annotated as O-fucosyltransferase 30. Lineage: Eukaryota; Viridiplantae; Streptophyta; Magnoliopsida; Solanales; Solanaceae. The record is from RefSeq and is a predicted model, not a curated record.
AAAGACGUCAUGGUUGCGGGGCAUGGGCUAGAAGUUGGUUCAGUUUCACAGAUUUCGGCAGGGAUUAAGAAGCGUCGCCAUCCUCAAUCAUUAACUGAUUUUCUCUUAUACAUAGAAGAAGUAGUCUGCAGCUGUGCUUCUCUUGGUUUUGUGGGCACUGCUGGGUCAACAAUUGCCGAGAGCAUAGAAUUAAUGAGAAAACAUGACAUUUGUUCCGGCUAAAUUGCUUUGGCUUCUAUCUAACUAAUGUUACUUACCCAGCUUUGUGUUCUCCCAAUUGGCAGCUAGAAUACACGUAUCAUCUGAAAUCCUCCCUUUUCACAAGCUUGAACAUACAAAUUAACGAUGUCCUAGUUGAAUUCAAAGAUGGACUAGGCUGUCAAAUUUGAAGGAUGCGAGUGAUCCAUACUGCUGGAAGAGGAACUAUUGGUUGAAGAUUCUGCCGCACAUAUCAAGGGAUUAGAAUCACUGAUGGGUGGAUCUGUCUGCGUAAAGUUUUCUAUUCUUCAAAUGCAUACUGCUAACUAGAUUUCAUCCAUUUGAAGGGAGGAGGUAAUCAUAUCUUUCAAAUUUAAGUCCAGAAUUGGCUACAAGAUCAAUUAUCUUCAAGUUGGGAAGUCUUUAUUUGUUGAUUUCGUGGCCUUUAAUAACCUAUACCUUAGCAAAGAAAAACCAUGUAGAACGAUUGAACUGUACAAAAUGUUUAUGUACACUUCGUUCAGGGCUUAGUACACCAAAAAGAAAUUGAAAGGUUCUGCUCGUGUUGAUUCUUAGCCAUUUGUCUACUACUCGCUGUGGUUUACUAUGUGUCAAGAAAUGGACCUUAAGCCUAACUCAACCUCAAAAGCUAGCUCAAGAGGUGAGGAUUACCCAAGUCCUUAUAAGCAAACUACCAGUCCAUUACCCAACCAAUGUGGGACUUUUACCCACUCUAACACUAUGAACAUGGAAACACAAUUAUAUGAUUAUCUAUUCAACACCAAUAUGUUUUUAAAUCUGGCUGCAGUUGAAUUA